CAAAAUGGCGACUUCGGGGAGAGGAACUUCUCGCGUUUUACUAAAAUUAAGGCAAAAUGUGGAGGAAGGAAACUAUUAUGAAGCACACCAGAUGUACAGGACUUUAUACCAUAGGUACAUGGCACAGAAGAAACAUGCUGAGGCAAUAGAGCUAAUAUACUCUGGUGCGUCCUUGUUACUGAGCCACAACCAGUAUACAAGUGGUGCUGAUCUGUGUUUACUGUUAGUUGAAGCCUUCAAUAUAUCUGAUACUCCAGUUGUUACUGAAAACAUAGACAAAGUGGCUGGUCUGGUCUGCACGAUCCCUUCCGACGUGCCCGAGAGAGGGAAGUGCAUCAGCUCAGCCCUGCAGUGGUCCAAGACCAGCAAUAAAGCCAUCAAGACUGGAGACCCAGAGCUGCACCAGCGAUUAGCCGUGAAACUCUGGCAAGAAAAGAACUACUUCGAGGCACGUUAUCAUUUCUUGCACUCAUGCGAUGGUGAGGGAUGCGCUUCUAUGUUGGUGGAGUACCACGUGGCUAACGGCUACCCCAGUGAGGUGGACAUGUUCGUUGCUCAGGCUGUCUUUCAGUACUUGUGCCUCAAGAAUAAGGCCUGUGCCACGCUGACGUUUCACAUGUACACUGAGAAACACCCAGCCAUUUCCAGCGGUCCCCCGUUCAUCCUGCCCCUGUUGAAUUUCCUGUGGUUUAUGCUGAUGGCAAUAGAAGGCGGUAAGCUGACUACUUUUACUGUGCUCUGUGAGCAGUACCAGCCGAGUCUCAAGAGGGAUCCUAUAUACUUAGAAUACUUGGACAGAAUCGGCCAGCUGUUCUUUGGCUUGCCACCUCCCAUUGGGCCCCCUAUGGGCGGUGGAAUACUGGACAACCUGCUUCGUGGCUUCCUUGGCGGUGAACCAGGAAAUGACGACGAGACAGACUCAUCAGGGCCAGCAGAGGAAGAGUUGGACUGACAGCAAGGAGAUGGGAUGGGGUCUCAUAUUGAAAUUGGUGUAGUGUCCAUCUUGGUUAUGUGAACGUUAAUGGGUGGGUGUUGAAACGGCCAUGUUUCUUAGCACUGUUAACUUGACUGUGAAAAAGUCCUGUGCUAUUGGAGGAUCUCAAAGAUGCAAUGGAACUGUUCUUGUUCCUUUUAAAAUUUCGCCAUAUUGCAGUGGUCUGGUCCAUAUUCUCGUAAGCCAUUUCCUGGUGUACAUGUGUGUUAUAUGCGCUUCAAUUACCUCUAGAGGAGCACCAGGCAUUGUGUGGUGUGUUCCCCGGAGUGGCUUAUCAUUAAGUUUUGCCAAUAAAACCAUUUUAUGAAAUGUUCCAAAUUUGCGGAUAUUUCCUGAGUUUUAGAGCAUUUCACUGCAUCAACUAUGCUUUCCAUGUACUUGUGACUUGCCAACAGUCAGUGCCUGGUGUUUCACAAGUUUGGUUGUCUUUAUUCUUUAAAUCUUAGCUAUCGCUACCUUAUCUCAGCCAUUGAUGCAUCAUCCGUGACCAAGUUUCCAAGUGACACUUCAAUAAAAUACAAAGGGUGGGCCAGUGACUAAUUGGACACAGGUGGAUUUUCUGAGAUGAAAGAUACAGAUGGGAAUACAGAACCGUUCACAUAUUUUCAACGUUGGUUUGAUCCCAGUUCAGCCUUAAAACUGUUCAACAAUUCAAAUACAUGAUGGGCCUCUUGCAUCAAACAUGUCAGCGGAAAAAAUGUAGGUAUACCUUUUUGGCUAACCAGUCUCAGAAAUAUGGGCACCAUGUGGGAACAGUACGUCCUAUUAGCACAAACUUGGUGUGAAAAUGACUGAAAGAUAUUAAUGACAAAAACGCCUGAAGGCUUGGCACGAGAAAAGAAGGCACUGCAGUGACAUCAGAAAAAAAACAAAUUGAGGGGGACUCUGCUCCCCUUCCCCCGGCUCUUUAAAGGUUAAAGCAAUCAUUUUUUUGUAAUGGCCAAAACAUUGUGUGUAAUGCUAAGAAACGUGAAAUAAAUCUAAGUUAGUGUAAUUGUGCUGGACACUUGUUGAUAGCUGCCCAGGCAGUCCCCAGCUGGAUCUGAUAGUGAUGGCAACAAGUGGAAGUUACAGAUUUUCACAUGCACUUGUACAGGUUCAGCACACUUGUCCCUAGAUUUGCAGUCCAGAUGUUCUCUCCAGGAUCCGGUCACAUUGAGCUGCUUAUCCGUUCAUGGAAAGCUUGUCAGCCUGCUAGUCCAUCAAUAUGUUUGGGGUCGCAAAAUAUCUCCCUUUUAGAUUUUGAUUUAUUGAACUUUUUGAAGGGGGGAGGGUUAUCAUUUGGUUUAAUCAACAGUAGCUGAGAACCAAGUUGUCUGUCUUUAGGUCAUUAAAAGGAGGUUAUAUUUCGCUGAAGCAUCAUUAUAAUUCAUGUCCUCCACUUGUACCGGUUGAUUAAGUAGUCUGCAACUUUGUUCAACUUUCUUGGAAACAUUUUCUGUUGGAAUUCUUCCCAUUCAGAAUUCAAGAGGUUUUGGCCUGUAGUUUUGCACAUUUUUUUUCAAGGGAGCUCUUAUUUCGCAAAGAAGUUUUAAGUUGAACAGAAGUAUGCAAUAAUCAAUACAAUUGAUAAAUCAAAUAACCCAGUAGUACCAGCGCCCGUUUCCAGUCUUAUGCAGGGAAACUGUGCCAAUCUCAACCAUAUUUCAUAGCAUAGUUGUACCGUUUGCCUGUGGGUAAUCUGUUGCCGAGACAAAUAGCCAAAAGAACAUUCAGAAUAACGUUCUGCUUCUCAAAAGCUUAGCAUGCACUUGUGUUUGCUCAUUGUCUCCACAGUCUCCAUGAAAUGGAUGGAAAUCUUAUCGACGGAAAACUGUGCAACUUGGGAGCUUUAUGAUACUCGUAACUCAUUUCAAAGCCAUCGCGUAUUCAUACAAUGGUCAAAUUAAUAUGAGAAAGAGUGGCACACAUAUAUACUUCUUAAUGUCAAGGUGUGUAUUUCAUGAAAAAUUAACUCGUAUCUCUACUAUUUUCUUGUUGUUUGUCGGGGUGGGGUGGGUGGUCGGUUGGGUUUAAUUUUAGAUUUCUUUUCCGAACCGCUUGAAAAACAAUUAAGAAUUUAGACUUUUGAUAGACUUCAUGUUAAAAGGCUGAGUCGUCACUCUGUUUUCAAAUUGUCACUAAAAUAAAUGUAGGAAUGAAAUUAGAAAAGGAGCUUUUAUGAGGUUACAUGGAAUUUUAUUCCCUCUCUUCUCGUACCCUCUGCUGCAAUUGUUUCUGCUCUUCCAAUAAAUUUGCAUAAAGAGGAAAAUGCUUGAUGUGGUCGAUAAAGAUUAUCAAUCUAUUAUUUCAAGGCACUGAUUCAAAUCUCUUUCCAAAUGGAAUUUAUAUUGGCUUCUUUGUGGCUUUGCUCCUUGCAUUGGUCAGAUUCUGAUACUCGUCCAGUGACUUGAAUUAUUGUCAAAAGAGGAAAAACUUUCAUAACGCCAAAUAUUGCAGUGAAAGUUACCCGGUGCUUCUUGUUAUAUUUCCCUAAAAAAACUUGUUAAGGAUGCCCAUCGUCAAUUUUGCGUAAAGGGCUGUUUUCUGUAAACAUGCUUCGUGACCAUCAUGAGUUGGCAGGAGUCGCAAAGGAGGUAACAGUAUUUCGCAGACUUUUUCAAAUAACUUUUUGUCAUGAUAAUCCGAGAAUAUCCCCAACUCUGUAAGACUGUAGGAAACGCCGCAUCAGAACUGAAAAGCUUGAACUGGAACACAUUGAAACUGAUUAACAGCAAUGACGUGCGUACAUACCGCAAUGUGUAUGUAGAAUUUAUCUCUGUUGUCUGCAUUAUACUUCAUGGCUUUUGGGAAGACCAACACUCAACGAAAAGCUGUGUACAUUUAGAAUUCUGUGAAAUUAAAUAAACUCAACCGUUUGGGGUGAGAUUUG
This is a messenger RNA of Acanthaster planci (crown-of-thorns starfish), 3866 nucleotides long. RefSeq names its product guided entry of tail-anchored proteins factor 4 (gene get4). Gene Ontology annotation, molecular function: protein binding. The record is from RefSeq and is a predicted model, not a curated record. Gene Ontology annotation, cellular component: BAT3 complex; cytosol. Gene Ontology annotation, biological process: protein insertion into ER membrane. Lineage: Eukaryota; Metazoa; Echinodermata; Asteroidea; Valvatida; Acanthasteridae.